UAAGAAUGUUUAAGUGUCGCCACGUUUCAAAAGCCCCUCAAAGUUUCAUUAAUUAUAUAUUAUGCACCUUAUUAAUAAAACAUUGCUUGGACAUCCUAAGUAAAUGCUAACAAGCGGGAAGUGGAGAGAGAGAGAUGGUCUUGCCAAUCCUCUGCUCAAAAGCUCGGUGGAUCAGUCCAUCUUUGGCCGCUCUACUACCUUCAUCAGUUUGUAGAGACCCUUUUCACGUGUUGACAAGUAACUCUCUGGGUCUUCCCAGAAAACGCUCCGAUUCAGACUCAAGGAUCGAGCAAACAAAUUUAGUACAAGUAUCUUCUGUCAAGAACUCAAUUAUGAGGCUGGAGGUUUCAAGUAGUGCAAAGUUUAUAGUGAAAAAUGUACCAAAACCUAAGAAUGAAGUGGAGGUGUUUGAUGAUAUUAAACAGAGGUUUCUGAGUUUUAAGAAGCGUGUAUAUAUGCAAAAAUUGGAGCAUUAUCGUAGACUUGCUGAAGUACAAGUGCCUAAGUUCAUGGUGAUUGCUUGUGCAGACUCAAGGGUAUGCCCUUCCAACAUUCUUGGAUUUCAACCUGGAGAAGCCUUCAUGAUUCGAAAUGUGGCAAAUCUUGUUCCUCCACUUGAGAAUGGACCAUCAGAAACUAAUGCCGCCCUUGAGUUUGCAGUAAACACUUUAGAAGUUGAAAAUAUAUUAGUCAUUGGGCAUAGUAGAUGUGGAGGAAUUGAAACCCUCAUGAGUAUGCAAGAUGAGUUAAAUUCAAGCUUUAUCCACAAAUGGAUUACCAAAGCGAAAUUUGCCAAGUUUAAAACGAAAAGUGUUGCUCAGAGCCAUAGUUUUGAUGAGCAAUGCAGGCAUUGUGAGAAGCAUGUCCACAUAAGUCAAGAUUGAGGAACGUGGAAUACAGCUUUAUCAAUAGCAGGACAAAGUUUCCUUACCAUGGCAAAACCGUCAAGCAACAAGUGAAAGGAGUUAAGCAAAUCGUCAAGAAGUUUGUACAACCAUGUCUAGCCGGCCAAGGGGAGUUCAUAGACCGGCCAGAGGAAAGUUAUAGGUCGGCCAGGGUUUGAGCACAAGUUGGUUGGCCAAUAAGGCUAUCACACCAAGAAAGGCUUGUUCGACCAAGGAAGCCUGACUUUUACAAGGAAAGUUGUACAAUAAAGUUAUUAAGGUUGGCCAACACAUACUAAGGCUAGCCAACACAUACUAAGACUGGCCAACACGUACCAAAGCUCGCAGGCACAUGGAAAAGCUGACAGGCACAGAAAGCUGGUAGACACAUCCUAAGGCUGCAGGAGCAAUACCUAGCCGACCAUGGUACAGCAUAGGCCGGCCAGCCUCCAACAAAUGGUAGGUCGGGCAGCUUCUCUUCGCGGUACACUUUUGGUGUCUUUGCAGCUUUCAACUUGGACAGAUACUCUCAGCUACGAGUUGGCUUCAACAACCCACAAAAAUAGGGGUUCAACUUCAGAUAUUUAUCUAUUCUUUAGGAAUAAUUAAUAGGUUAUUUUCUUAUAUAUUUAAUACGCAACAAAUAGGUGAUAUCUCCUCAUUUUAAGGGAUAUCAACCUACUUUGGCUUAGAUCUUCUGUAACCUCUCUCCUAUAUACUCUCAUAUAUAAAGAGCACUAGGCUAAACCUAAAGGGCUAAGUUCUAAUU
Molecule: messenger RNA, 1653 nt
Organism: Cannabis sativa
Lineage: Eukaryota; Viridiplantae; Streptophyta; Magnoliopsida; Rosales; Cannabaceae
Product: beta carbonic anhydrase 5, chloroplastic
Exons: 10
Coding region: 135-884 (249 amino acids)
Biological process (GO): carbon utilization
Molecular function (GO): carbonate dehydratase activity; zinc ion binding
Source: RefSeq, a predicted model, not a curated record